This is a messenger RNA of Malus domestica (apple), 902 nucleotides long. RefSeq names its product pterin-4-alpha-carbinolamine dehydratase 2, mitochondrial-like. Lineage: Eukaryota; Viridiplantae; Streptophyta; Magnoliopsida; Rosales; Rosaceae. Gene Ontology annotation, molecular function: 4-alpha-hydroxytetrahydrobiopterin dehydratase activity. Gene Ontology annotation, biological process: tetrahydrobiopterin biosynthetic process. The record is from RefSeq and is a predicted model, not a curated record. Gene Ontology annotation, cellular component: mitochondrion.
AAUAUUUCUAUCAAAAACGAUUUUAAUCAUUUUUAAAACGAGCUCCCACCGUUCAAAUAUCGCCUUUCCUUCCGGAGUCCGCAGAAACAUCCAUGACUCGACUGUUGCAGAAGGUACCAUUAGCAUCUGUGUUUCAAAGCUUCACUGGAACUCAUGGACGUUCUGGUAGCCGAGUGUUUGAGAUGGUUCGGAACAAUGUCGUUGUGGGAUUGUCAUCCGGUAGAAAAUCAGUUUCUGGAUUUAGAACUUUUUGCACUGGCAAAGAUUUGUCAAUAAAGAAGUGUGUGUCUUGCGACUCAAAGGAUAUGCGACCCAUGACUGAACAAGCAGCAAAUGAAUUAAUCACAAAGGUGGACGGAUGGAAUUUGGUGCGUGAAGGUGAUGCCUUGAGACUGAAACGGUCAUGGAAAGUUAAGACCUUCAUGAAAGGACUUGAAAUGUUUAAGCUCGUAGCUGAUCUUGCAGAAGCAGAAGGUCAUCAUCCAGAUCUUCAUCUAGUUGGAUGGAACAAUGUAACAGUCGAGAUAUGGACACAUGCAGUUGGUGGAUUGACCGAGAAUGACUUCAUACUUGCUGCUAAGAUCAAUGGAAUCAGCAUGCAACACCUACUGAGGCGGAAAGCUACCAAUUGAGCCCUCAGAGCUGUGUGAGAAAAUGUUUCCAUGGAACGACAUGUUUUCGGCUUUUGUUUGGCAUCGUCUUCGGUUUGAAGUGAUGCAUUGUAGGAGAUUACCUGGUUUGAUACUGUUUUCGUUUUUCUUUUAGCAAGCGUGCCUGAAGGCAGAUACUUGAAGGUACUGUUUUCUUUGUGCUGUGGUGAUAGAGUUAGAGAUUUCGCAUUCCAACUUUUUAAUUUUGGUUUUAUAAUUUUGCAAGUUAUUAUAGCUGGGCUGUUUUACCAA